AUGCAGAACGAAUUUCCGCGUGUGUCUAUUCAUGUUGAAAUACGGGCUAGGAAGAAGCUUCGACGCGGAUUCCUUCACGAAGUGCACCCAGGACGCUGCAAGGGAAACGCUAACUGUUCAAAUGCCGCGGAAGAAUUUUGCCUUCGCAUCUGCGGAGACAAGAUUCACGUACAAUUCUGUAUGUGUCGCACUAGCGAUUUCAACCAAGAAAGCGUCUUAGGGGAAGUUGCGUCUUCAACUGCAACAAGACUGCGAAAGGAACCCGAGAAAAGCCUUUACUCUGCUAAGGCAGUACAGGAGCAAGAUGAGGAGGUGUUCGCCUGUCCUGAACACUGCCAACGGAGUCACUGUCGGGGAGGCAACCGUGCCCAUUUGGAGGGAGCACUUUGA
Necator americanus (New World hookworm) is the source of this 390-nucleotide messenger RNA. RefSeq lists its product as uncharacterized. The record is from RefSeq and is a predicted model, not a curated record. Lineage: Eukaryota; Metazoa; Nematoda; Chromadorea; Rhabditida; Ancylostomatidae. Bases 1 to 390 code for a protein of 129 amino acids. The transcript has a single exon.